This is a messenger RNA of Camellia sinensis, 1155 nucleotides long. Lineage: Eukaryota; Viridiplantae; Streptophyta; Magnoliopsida; Ericales; Theaceae. The record is from RefSeq and is a predicted model, not a curated record.
AUGAUGCCAUCUCAGAGAAAGUUGUGUGAUGCUCAGGGUAUAAAUGUCGAUGUAGCUGAUAAUAUUGGUAUAUCACUUAAGGCAUCACAUGAUCUUAUUAGCGCUUUAGCAGGGGGGAAGGAAUUUGUAGGGUUCACACGAGAGGACCAAAAAACCUACUUGCGUGCAAAGAGGCAACGAAACUUACAAUAUGGUGAAGCAGGAAGUUUGUUGAGAUAUUUUCAACAACAAGCCAUUGAAAAUCCAUAUUUUUACUUUGCAUUUCAAUUGGAUGUUGAUGAGAUGAUUACUAAUAUUUUUUGGGCUGAUCAUCAGAUGAUUACAGAUUUUGGCAUUUUCGCAUCAUUUGAGUGGUUAUUUGAAACUUUCUUGCAUGCAAUGUCAGGAAAAAAGCCUGAUAGUUUUUUCACAGAUCAAGAUCAGGCAAUGGCUAAGGCAAUUUCUAAAAUCAUGCCCGAGGAUGAGCAUAAGUUAGUUGAAGCUUGGGAUUCUUUAAUUCAUAAAUAUAACUUGCAAGAGAACUUAUGGAUAAAGAAGACUUGGGAACUUAGAGAGAAGUGGGCGCAUGUGUAUAUGAAGUUGGUAUCUACUACAGGAAUGCGAAACACUCCACUUAGUGAAAGCUUGAAUGCAGAAUUGAAGAGGCAUUUAAAAGUUGACCAUAACAUUGUUCAAUUUUUUACACACUUCAAUCGAGUUGUUAUGGAUAAGCGGUAUGAAGAAGUGAAAGCCAUAUACGAUUCGAGACAACGAUUGUCGAGAAUAAAGUUGAAAAUGUCUCCCAUGUUAAUUCAAGUUGCUAAGUUACUAGAUGCGAAGGAUUAUGCAAUUGAGGAAACAGUUACAGUGGUUGAGAAUGACCCUAAGUUGAUGAUAGCAACACGCUACAGAGAUCUUUGUCCUAGAAUGGUAAAACUAGCAGCUCGAUCAUCUAAAUACAAACCUGCCUAUCAAUUAGUUGAUGAAACUCUUAAGGAUUUGUGUACAAAGGUAGACAAUAUGAUGACUUCAUUAGACAGCUCAGGCGCUUCUAGUAGUAGAGGCAAUAUUGAAGUGGGUACCAAAGAAUUUGUAGUUGAUCCAAACUUUGCACGAGCUAAGGGCUUAAAAAAGAAAGAGGGCGGACACAAGGGUGGGAGUAGAUUAAAACCUUGA